AUGGGGGGAAUAUCGGAUAACAUUCGUGGGUUUGCUUUGGCGAUCUCUUCAAGUAUAUUUAUCGGUUCUAGCUUCAUAAUAAAGAAAAUAGGCCUCAAAAGGGCCGGUGCUUCUGGAACUCGAGCAAGCAAUGGAGGCUACUCAUAUCUUAAGGAACCUUGGUGGUGGGCUGGGAUGAUUACAAGUUUUAUAGUGUAUACUUUUGUUGUUUUGGCUCUGGUCAUCAUUCUAAUUGUUAUAUAUGUGCCACGCAAUGGACACACACACAUGGUCGUGUACAUUGGAAUUUGUUCGCUUAUGGGUUCUCUUACGGUUAUGGGUGUGAAAGCUGUUGCAAUCGCUCUGAAGUUGUCACUGUCAGGAUCAAAUCAGUUUAUAUACUUUGAGACUUGGUUUUUCACUAUUUUGGUCGUCAUUUUUUGUGUCACGCAGCUGAUAUAUCUGAACAAGGCAUUGGACACAUUCAACACAGCAGUGGUUUCCCCAGUAUAUUACGUCAUGUUCACCACCCUUACUAUCUUAGCCAGCAUGAUAAUGUUUAAGGAAUGGGAUUCGCAAGACGCAUCUCAGAUUGUAACAGAAAUAUGCGGGUUUGUGACCAUCUUAAGUGGAACAUUUAUGCUGCAUAAGACCAAAGAUAUGGGAGGUUCUUCCACGUCAUCACCUUCCUACCAGAGGUCUCGAGAUUCAAGUCCUACAAAUGAAGCUCAACCAUGA
Molecule: messenger RNA, 717 nt
Organism: Striga hermonthica
Lineage: Eukaryota; Viridiplantae; Streptophyta; Magnoliopsida; Lamiales; Orobanchaceae
Source: the annotation of a GenBank genome assembly